Messenger RNA from Grammomys surdaster, 1952 nucleotides. RefSeq names its product Bet1 golgi vesicular membrane trafficking protein like (gene Bet1l). Gene Ontology annotation, cellular component: Golgi trans cisterna; SNARE complex. Lineage: Eukaryota; Metazoa; Chordata; Mammalia; Rodentia; Muridae. The transcript has 5 exons. Gene Ontology annotation, biological process: regulation of retrograde vesicle-mediated transport, Golgi to ER; retrograde transport, endosome to Golgi. The record is from RefSeq and is a predicted model, not a curated record. Bases 538 to 873 code for a protein of 111 amino acids. Gene Ontology annotation, molecular function: SNAP receptor activity.
GGUGUGGCUUGGCCCGAGCGUGGACCGUCCUCCUAAAGUCCCCGUACUGUGAUAAAAAAGGGAGCGCCGGCUCCUGGACGCUUAGUUGAGGAAGACGACUCUCGCGGUCCAGGCCCUGGAGCUCAUCUUCUAUGGGGAAUAGGGAAAGAGAAUUACAGCGACUUGGAUGGUCAAAAUAAUGUACGUGGUUAGCCGGGUAUAGUGACGCACGCUUUUUAAAAUCCCAGCCCUCGAGAGGCAGAAACGGGCAAACCUAUCUAAAAACAAUCAAAAGACCAAAGCACCAAAAGAAUGUGGUUAUCAAAAGAAAAAGAAAACCGCAGAGUGUGUGAGGAAGGAUCGGAGAGAAGGAAGUGAAGAACAACCGUGAAAAAGCCACUCCCGCUGGAGAAGCAACGGAGGAGCGGCCAGCCGCGCCGUGUCUGAGACCCUUCUCCCGGAAGUUAUUAGACCUGAGGCGGAACCGGAAGACCCAGGUAGUGGUGCCACGUCUGUCGCUGUGCUGCGGACUCCCUGAGUGGGUCCCUGGAGGACGCGAUGGCGGAUUGGACUCGAGCUCAGAGCUCUGGUGCUGUGGAGGAGAUUCUAGACAGAGAGAACAAGCGGAUGGCUGACAGCCUGGCCUCCAAGGUUACCAGGCUUAAAUCGCUGGCUUUGGACAUCGAUAGAGACACAGAAGACCAGAACCGAUACCUAGAUGGCAUGGACUCAGAUUUCACAAGUGUGACCGGCCUACUCACAGGGAGUGUGAAACGCUUUUCCACGGUGGCACGGUCUGGGCGAGACAACCGGAAGCUUCUGUGUGGUAUGGCUGUGGUCUUAAUUGUGGCCUUCUUCAUCCUCUCCUACCUCUUGUCGAGGACAAGGACGUGAGCCAAUGGGAGCCAAGGGCAGUCAGGCUCUUGUACACCUGCUAUUCUGGUUUCCUAAGGACCUGACUACAAAAAAAAAAAAUAUUCCUUUGAAAUUAUCAUCAUGGGUCAUUCAUCAUCUUCCUAAGUCAGGACGACUGCAGCUGCGUCUGUCAUAACAAGCUCAUAUUGGCUUGUCCUGUGUAUGAAGGAAGAAUAAAAGGCAAAACCCAGUGUUACUCCCUGGUGCUAAAGACACUGGCAGAGCCAGAGCCAUGUUGUAUAAGAACGAACCAGGUCUAUGCAAAGCGUCUGUGAAUCCCGAAUGUACCCACUGUGGCCAGCAGCCACACUCAUCAGCAGCCAGUAUCUUAAGGGUCUUCUGUUUUGCCCUAACCUGUUUAUGCCUGAUUUAAGCCGUGUCUGUGUUCCUGAAGAGUCUGAAGCUGACACCAGAAGGGAAUAUGGCCCUGAGCCUUUUCCAAAUGAUGGUCAUCAGGAUCGGGCUGACAGUGACUCCAGGCUGAGGCUGCUGAUUGGGAGUGGACCUGUGCAGGCUGUACCCACCAGUUGCUGGCUCAAGUCAGACCCCAGGGAAGAGGCAAAGCUAUGGAGAGAGGAGUGGACUGCAGUCCAGAAGCACUGGACUAAGAUCCUUCUGGGCCACAAGACCAUGUGUCCAGGAGCACAGAUGUGUGUCCUUGGGAUGGAAAGUCUUCCCAUUGUCAAAGAUGUACCCAUCCCCAGACAAACAGACUGAGAAGAGUACAAGGUGGCUUUUCAGAACCAGGCAGUGCUGGAGUGGUCUCUCUGCUGGGGAUCUUGUGGGGCUGGAGACCACCUAUGAAAGCAUUUGUGUAGUGGGAACUUUUGCCUUGUACCGAACCUUGCCCUACACUGUAGAGCCAGUCUCCCUCGGUGUGAGAGAGAUUGAACCACCCCCUUGUUGUAUAACUCCACAGAUUUGCCUGCUCCACCAGCCCUCCCUGCUCCCUUGGCGAGCCCCAUUUGCACACAAACUGACCUGUGGGGCUGACAGGGCCAGCAAUUUAUGAGGACCUAGCACUUUUUGUCUUCACAUAAAAUAUCUUUAAGAAAUGA